Molecule: messenger RNA, 607 nt
Organism: Populus euphratica (Euphrates poplar)
Lineage: Eukaryota; Viridiplantae; Streptophyta; Magnoliopsida; Malpighiales; Salicaceae
Product: 40S ribosomal protein S10-like
Exons: 4
Coding region: 111-599 (162 amino acids)
Cellular component (GO): cytosolic small ribosomal subunit
Molecular function (GO): structural constituent of ribosome; RNA binding
Source: RefSeq, a predicted model, not a curated record
AAACACUAUCGUUGGCUCUAGGGUUUCGAAGUCCCUUGCAUUCUAUCAAAAGAAGAGAGCUUCCAUCGUCUCUGCAGCAAAAAACAGAAGGGGCUUACAUUUUAGCAACCAUGAUUAUCCCAGAGAAGAACAGAAGAGAGAUCUCCAAGUACCUCUUUCAAGAGGGAGUUUGCUAUGCGAAAAAAGAUUUCAACCUUGCAAAGCACCCAGAGAUUGAUGUACCCAAUCUCCAGGUUAUUAAGCUCAUGCAGAGCUUCAAAUCCAAGGAAUAUGUUCGUGAGACAUUUGCAUGGAUGUACUACUACUGGUAUCUUACCAAUGAUGGGAUUGAGUUUUUGAGGACAUACCUGAAUCUUCCAUCAGAAAUUGUUCCUGCCACCUUGAAGAAACAAGCAAAGCCUGCUGGUGGUCGCCCAUUUGGAGGCCCACCUGGUGACCGUCCCCGAGGUCCACCUCGCUUUGAAGGAGACCGUCCUAGAUUUGGUGACCGUGAUGGUUAUCGUGGGGGCCCUCGAGGGGGCGAAGGUGGUGAGAAGGGAGGAGCACCAGCAGAUUACCAGCCUGCAUUUCGGGUAAUUUCACACCGUCAGUUUCCCUAAAUGUUAAU